UGAAUUUCAUUUCUAUAAAUUUUUGCAGACGAAUUUUUAAAAAUUCAAUGGUCUGUUUUCCAUUAUAAAAAUAAAAAUCCGAUUAAAUUGCCUUGAAAAGUUGAAAUUUGGUUCAUUUCGUAUCUCUCGAUUCAAAAGUUGAUCGAUAGUCUUUUUGAGCUAUUCUGGAGCCCUUAUGAAUUUUUCAGUUCUUGAAAAGAAACUAAAAUUGUGAUUGAUAUUUUUAUAAUUUUAUGCUUCAAUUUCAAUGCAAAAUCAGCCACUAUCCCCCCUCCCUUCACCAUUUUUACCCCUGACGAUAUAAAAUCCUUCUUCAAACAAAUUACUCACUCUAAAUGGCAAAAUUUCUGGUCAUCACUGACAUCAAACAAACUCUUUCAACACAAAAAAACAAUCUACCCCUGGAAAAAUCUUAAUCACCUAAACAGAAGAGAAGAAAUAAUUAUAACCCGUCUAAGAAUAGGUCACUCUAAAAUCACACACAAUCAUCUCUAUCAAAAAAUUCCGAAACCCCCCUGUCAAUUCUGUGAAAAUGAACCUAUAUCCAUCCAACAUUUACUAUUCACCUGUCCUAAAUUACAGCAAACAAGACUAUCUCUCCAAAUAGACCCAAAUUCAAUGACCAUUCCAGAUAACCCUUCUGAAAUCCAAAAAUUUAUAACCCUACUUAAAAGCACCAACCUAAUAAACCAAAUCGAAACCCUUCUAGCCACGGGUGUAAUAAUCGUGUAAUUAUAAACACCCAAAACAAAAAAAAAAAAAAAAAAAAAAAAAAUGGGUUAUAGAAUGUGUCAUGAAAAUGGUACGUUAAAGUUGAUAAGUGCUUUCUCAUUCAAGUCCUGAACAAAUUUUGAAUUUUUGGUAAAAAAAUUGGACAAAUUAUUAAAUCUUAAAAAAUUAGUCAAAAAUCUAAAAAAAAAAAAAAUUGAAAUUCAGUGUCUGAAAUUUCUCAGAUCUAGAUUUUUUUUGGCCAAUUGGGAUAUUUUUGUCAUGAGAAACCCACGAAAAAAAAAUGUACGAAAAGAAGUGAAAUUUUGAAACAUAAGAUUUUCUACCAGCAAAAUGUACCUACCUAAUUUUAUUUCUACAUUGUUUUUGAGAUAUUUUCAGAAAAAAAAAGAAAAAUCAAUUUAAUUGAACCUGUUUUCUAGAACUUCACAUUUCAACCACUCUUUACACUCGUAAAUUGUGUAAUUUUGUUUUUUUUUUGUUCGGUCUAGUCUACAGGUUCUUGUUAUGCCAUUUUAUUCUGCAAAAAGCCAAUUUUCUGCUAAACUUUUUCAAUAAGCCCCUCCAUUUUAUCAAAAGAAGACAAAUUACGAACCUCUUGUAAGGAAUUCACCCAUAAUCUUAUCAACUAAAAAAAUUCAGGUAGGUAGGUAAGGCACGAGCAAAUCAAAAAUUGCACUCAUAAAUCGAUAUCUAUUCGGAAUUUCUCUCAAUAUUUUCAUUUCUGAACUCUCCAGGGUAUUUGAAAUUGGAUGCCCAGUUUACUCGCUGGUUACUUACUGCUAAUGGAGAAUAAUAUUUACAUGCCUUUCUCAGUACGAUACGAUAGGAUACGAAGCCCCAAUCCGAAGCCACCGUAAGACCCAUCUGGUGAACUAAUUCUUUCGGUGAAAAUGCUGAGAAGUUCGCGUGUUCCCAUAACAGCAUAACACGAAGCAUAACAAAUGUUCAAAACACCUUUCGUCGUCGUCGUUCGGUUCCUCGCUUGCAGUAUAUCACACAAUGUAUAAGAGUACAAAAAAAAAAAAAUACAUGGAAACGUGUUCACCAUUAUGUGUACACAUAUAUCGAAUAUCUACAAGUCUUUUCCUCUCUCUUUCUGCAGUGCAGUCUGUAUAGUUUAUAGCAUAGCAUACUAUCCUACAAGUGUACAAGUACAACUCGACCGUAUCAGUUCACCAACACCAAUGAGAAAACAAGGACAUUACAUUACGUACGAAUGGUAUAGAGUAUAUAGAGGAGUUAAUCGCCUAAAAAUUCAUUGCAAUUGAGUAUAAUUCUUCACGACACCCGAUUAAUUCCUAUUUUUAAACCGGUUCUGGCUGAGUCAUCUAGGAUAUCUUUAAUUUAGCUAUUUUCUCAUCAUCAUCAUCUUCAUACCACAGUCAUGCUUCCCAAGUACAAACUUAUCGCAGCUUUGCUGACUGACCGAUUGAUUAACGAAAGAAAACGAUGUCUAUAUUUUAUUAAUCAUUUCUUAUCUACUUGUAGAUAACAGAGGCGUCCUUUCUUUGAUUUUUCACCCACAUCCUCGCAGGUAUUCAAAUGACGAGUCUUCGCAAUGUCAAUGUCUUUCUCUUAUCGUGAUUCAUAAAAUCGACAUUUUAUUUCAGUUUACUCAACGUAACCCAUUAUGAAGUUGUUAAAUUAUCGUAAAAAAACGCAUUCGUCGGGUUUAUCGCUUUUGAGGUGACGCUGACAAUGCGACGAGUAUGGACGAAAUAUUAUUGUGGCUUUUAUCUCCCCCGCCUCGUAUUAUCAACUCCCUGUCCAUCUUAGUUUUUUCUUCAUCAUCUUGCAUUAUGUGUCGUACGGUGUCGGUGUAUAAGGCUGAAAUAGUGUCGUUAAUUCGUAGAUUUCGAUUGUGUGAUGGAAAAAAUUGGUGUGAUUUUAGUCAUCUUGAAUAUUAAGUACCUAGAUCGUCGCGUUGUAAAAAAUGUACUCUGUGAUUUGAAAUUGUUCUUAAUUUUUACACGUGUAAUGACCGAAUUUUCUCAAUGAAGUAUUCAGCGGAGAGAGGACUGCGAUAGUUUAAGAAAUCGCCAGCAUACAUUCCAUGCCAGGUAGACGAGAAGAUGACCGAAGAAAUAGCAUUUUCGGACUGGUCCGAAAGACUGGAAAGAUCCGGAAACGGUAACGAUGAUUUGAACGAUGGUAACACCGCAGAAAAUACCAAUAGCUGGCUUCCGGCGUAUGGUUUUCAUCAACCUGUAUUGCAGCAGGCUUUCGUGCAGGAUAAAAAUUUGGAGUUUUAUUCUAAUGACAUGAUGGAUGGAGCUUGCACAACUCAUCUAUUAUUGGAAACGAUUAUGGAAGAAACGUCCGAUGAUUUACGAAGCGAAACGUCCGGAUCCGAGUAUAAUUCCGGGCUGCUCACCGAUUCCAUGUCCACUGUUAUACACGUUCCUUCUUACGAAAAGAAUCUUCAUACAAGAAAUGGCCGAAAUCUAUACUGGAACGGUAGCGGUGGCAGCGGCGGCGAAAUAAACACCGAUCCGGGCGUCCACGACGACGACAACGACUCCGAAGAAGACGACUUCACCGACGAACUGGACGACUCUGAUUCGGACUCAGACUCGGACGACUCCGCCGAUUCAGCCGAUUCAUCCGAUUCACAUCACCGCAGAGGAGACGAUCUAGGCGGAGGUCUUCCUUCACGUACCAGCAGCCUGCUCCAAUUCGAGAACCUCGAGAAACACUGCGAAACCAUAUUCAGCAAAUCACGCCCGAGCAAAUGCUCCGAAUACGGCUCUUCGUUCGAGAAUAAAAACGCUCGAACGUGGAGUACCAGUUCGAAAAUCACCAAAAGUUCCUCGCAACCUGAAAACCUCAACCACUUUAGUAGUCACCAGCACCACCGACACGAUAUCGACGACGAUAACGACUCUAGCAGUUUAUCUUCUCCUUGUUCGUCUAGCAGUAGUGAAAUGAUAAGCUCCGAUGAAAUGCUCAGUUCGUCGUACAGUUCAAAGUAUAACUCGCUGCCACGUAAAUCGAGCUUGAGGAGUUUUCGUAGCGUAGACAGUCUAACGUCGCUCCAGCAGAAACGAGAAAAGGAGCAGGAUUUGUUGAAUAGUAUGGAUUUAUCGCAGAGUUUGACCGAUGAUUUAGCUCGGUUGUCGCAAGAAGAACCCGAAGAGAUACCUGUACCUGCCAGAGGGAUAUAUAAAACGAUGGAGUGUUUGAGUGAAAUCCAAACUCAAGCAUUGGUCGAUGAUGAUCACGUUAACGACGAAGAUGAAAAUGAUCACGAACGUAGUAAGCAAAGUAAAACCAACGAGACUACGAAAGUCGUUCGUAGAUCGGCUGAGAAUCUCAGCGAAGAUAGCGGGUUCGGUGAUCACGUCAGUGUACAUAAACGACCCACCGCAGAUGAGAGCAGCACCAUCGUAGUAGUCGUAGAAGAAGCUCGUAAAGUGAUAGAAAAUAGUAUCGGCGAAGAGGGCUGCGAUGUUGUGGAUGGUGUUCGAAAUCAGUCUGAUGCAGAAGCCGAAGCCCAACGAGACGAUGAAGACGAAGAGGAGGAGGAACUACAGAUGACGACGAAUACUGUAGACGACGACGUCGACCAGAAUGAUGCUAAAUUUAACCAACAGUGUUGGCAAAGCGACCCUAAUCUUUUAGAUGCUACGUACGUGAUUGAAACCGAGCAGAAGGCUCAAGUCAGUCAGCAAAGUGAAGAGUGUACGAGCACUAUGAGUUCGCGUUUACCGGUCGUAAGUACGCCGAAUUUAUAUAAUACCGAUGAAGAAUAUCAUUACAAAGGUAUCGCCGACGAUACCGAAGCAUCUUCGCUUCUAUGUAACGAAUCGACGGUUUCAUUAUCGAGGAUUUACUCUCUGAAGAGGAUUAAUUUCGGAAGCGAAGGUAAAUUGAGCACGACCUCGUCCAGAGGCAGUAACGUACAAAUUACUACUAGUUUUAUUAACCUAACGACUAACACGAGCUACGGUAGCAACAAGGGUGUUCAUUUUUGCCCCGUUGUCAGCGAAGUAAGCUGGCAAGAGAGUAGUGGAACCGAAGAAGAAGAGGACGAAGAAGACGAUCGUCUAGAAGAAGAAGAGAUCUCAAUCAGCGAAUCGGAUUCAAGAGCUGAGUACAGUGCCGGAGACGAAGAAGAAAUCAGACUCCUCAGACCAGGAGAUCUGUACAGCAGGGUAGAUCAGAUCAAAGACGAAGAAAGGGACACCAGUAGCGAUAGUCGUUCGAGGGAUGCGACUCCACCGAUCGACGAACUGGUUGAAAAGCUGUUAUCGGAAUCGGUUAGCAAGCAGGCCAGAGAAAGCGAAAAGCAACGAUUGCGACAGGCCCAGCAACGUGCUCGUUUAGACUUUAUCACAUCUCCGCCUCCUAAACGUGGUAGCAUUGCCCACGUGAUGCAGCAGCGUAGUAGUAGUGGCAAUGAGAAUGACGCUGUAAACAACAACAACAGCAGCACACCGACUGCUAACAAUCAAGUUUACAACUCGUCGAGUACUAGUCAUCAUUCGAACGCGAACGCGAACGUGUCCUUCGCUAUGGCUAACGAUCACCAAGGUGCAGUGGAUAGUGUCGCGAAUAAUACUACGAAAGAUAAAUCAUCGUCGAAAUCGUCCUCAUCGAGUAAAAUCGGCGGCUUCUUACAACGUUUCUCGCUCAAACGUCUCAGUGGUCGUAAAAAAAGCAAGAAAUCUGGCUCGAGUUCGAAUUCGUCAUCGUUGUCUUCGUCGUCGGCGCCACCUGUUGUAGUCGGUUGUGUGCCGAAAGAAGGCUACGUCUCGACGUCGGUCGGCGAGCCAAAUUCGCGAAUUGUACCGCUCUCUGACGAUGGUGGCGAAUACGACCAGGUCUCGGUGUCGGUGUCGGUGGUUUCCAGCAAACCUCCUUUGCCACCUUCAGCUCCAGCGCGCUGGCGUCCCUCGAACGAAGGAUCGCCGCCCCCUGCCCAAGAUCCUCCGGGUGGUGCGCCGCCGCGAUCCGGCUCCGGCGCCGCUGCCGCAACAACAACGGCACAGGCACACCAGCUAACGCCAGCACCACGAGGCGGUGGCCAUUCAAACGCCACGAAUAUGCUACGAAAUACACACGCUAAUAUCGAUCCGAAUACUGGGAUAGGUCUUCUAGAAACUGACAUAGAUUCGAAUGUCACCUCGUCGACCAGUGCCGUUAAUCGAGCCGCUAAUUCGUCGUCGUCGCCUUCGCCUUCGCCUUCCUCCGGUGGUGGUAAUAAAAAAUCGCGAAGUUUGUUGAAUUUGGAUAAUGGCAGAAUGUCCAUCAAACAGUUGACCCCCGAUGAUCGGGCCAUCAAACCGAGUAGCCCACAUCAUCACGCAUGUAACGACUACAGAGCCAAAUCCAUGGAGUUCUUGCUCGAUAAAGAAAAUCAAGCUGCUAUCAAGCCGCCGGAAAAUGAAUUACAAAAGGGUAACGGCGAGAAGAAAAUGUCAGAGCAUGAGUUACGAGUACAAAGAUCGUUGCAAAAGUUAAACAUUCCCGAAUGGUAUAAAAAUUCGACGGUACCGGCUCAAGGAUUUUUACUGAAAAGACAUAGCGAUGCGGGACAGAAUGCCCAAAGUCAUCAGCACCAACGUUGGAAUGCCAGCACUCUGCCUUCGAAGACUACUUCGUUAUCGAGUCUUGGAUCGACGUUGUCGACGACGCCGAGAAGUCCUACGAGCGGAGUAUUAACCAGCCCAAGUCCGACCCAUUACGCAUUUUCUAGAUGGAGCACUAGUAGACUAAACAGUGGUACAAAUUCGAGUAGCACAUCGCCAUGCGGAUCGGCCAGGUCUUCCUUUAACUACAGACAACCAUAUCUCGGAUGGAGAUCGCAAGAAAAAUUAUCCAAACCGAGAACACCAGCUGAAAGACUGGCGGCUGGACUAUUACCACAGUAUCAGAAUGGCAGUCAACAGUCAUCCCCUAGUUUAACCGAAGUUCGCACAUCUAUCAAAGAAGUGACGUCAGCAAUUGUUCAUUACGUAUCCGGUACUCGAGAAAGUUCAGAUAGAUUAUCCCCUAGUCUCAGAUUAUAUGCAGACAGUUCAUCUAGGUCAACAUCUCCCAGAGGCAGCACAGGAAGGUUAUGCUGGCUGGAAAGCUCGUUCGUCGGAAGUCGACCCUUAAGCGUACCAGAAACACCAUCGUCGGCCACAGCGGACGAAAAAACUAAAACGAUAAAAUUCGAAAAAGAACCCACCGACGAAUUAUAUUUAAAUUAUUCCGCUAAUAAUACUCAAAAAUGUAACGAAAAUCAGACAUUUAAUAACCAAAUAAAUGGGAAAGCUAGUUCGACGAACAAAGCAGACUGGAAACCAGGCAGCCAAUCUCAAUUCGACAUCAAACGUCGCCGAAGCGAAGGUAGCGCGUUACUGCUACAAAAAGGCGUCCAAGACCGCAGAAUCUCGUACGACAUCUACGCCGACCCGGUGAAACCGAUGAGUACGGCGCAAUCGAAUCUAAAACUGGUGGUACAGUGUCGUUACCCAAAAUGUGGCAAAACGGCCGAACCAGCCGAGGCCAAGAGAUCUUUCAAAGUAUGCCACAACUGCGACUACGUCUACUGUUCGCGCGAAUGUCGCCGAGAACAUUGGGAAAAACAUCGCAAAGUGUGUCUUCAUUCGAGGGUCGGUGAACUCUGCCGAAGAGUGCUAUCGACCAUAAAGCAAAACGAGGAUAUUCUAUUGAACGCUUCCACCGUAGCCAGACGAGGCUUCUUGACGCACGGUCGAGGUUGCGUCAAGUUCUACUUCCACAGUCCCCAGUUGGCCGAACAAUUCGCCAACGGAGCGGCCGGACAUCCGGAUCCUGUCUACAUCAAAUGGACCAAUUUACUGCCCACCGAAAUGGGCAACGAUUUGUACGCCGAGCUGUUACGUAUAUGUAAAUCGUACAAUCCAGAUACAAGGCUAGUGAUCUUCGUGGCGAUCCACGUCGUCAGCGAAGUACCAACGCGAGGAGCAGUCAAAUGGGAACGUCAGAUCAUCUCGAGAUGCGCGAAAACAAAACUAAGUCCGGCCUUGACCACCAGGAAUCCGUCUCUGUGUAAUCUUAGCAAAGAAUCAGAGUACCCGGAAACUCUGAUAUUGACCUCUCUGCCCGGAAGUCAAGGUACCCAGAAAGAUAGACAGGUUAGUUUUACAAACAUACAGAGGCAUUUAAGACAACGAGGAGUCAGUUUAAGGAAACAGUUUCCAGAAGUGUAUAAAAAACUGUGCAAUUACGUCGAAGGCACCGAUAAUUUCACACCUAUUACCAUAUAUCCGGUGGAUAGUGCAUCUGGUAAGAACUUCAUGUGUGUUAUAAUGCCGGACGCCGAGCCGGAGAAAUUAAAUUUAAUACCUAAAGACAAUUUUAACGUUAAAACCAUAGAUGUAAGUAAAUUGAAAAAUUCACCUUCGGAAUUGUAAAUUUUACUACAGUACCUAUACCUUUAAAUAUUUUUUUUAAUGCCUCUAAAUUACCUACGUUAUAUACUUUUGUUUAGUUGUAAUCUCCAAUCAAAUUUUAGUGAUGAAUUUUGUGAUAUGAAAAUUGUAAAUUUAUUUUAGAUAUUGUCUCUUUAUUACUUACUUAUUAAUUUUAUUAAGCUUUUUUAUCUCUACACGGUUUCACCGCAGUAUUCUCAAUAUGGCAUUUACUUAUUCAAUCUCUACAAAAAUAUCUAAACGAACAAAGCUUCAAGCUGUGUCGGCAAGUUUCUUAUAAAGAGCUCUCAAACGCGCACAGCUUUUACUUUAUUAUAUUUUUCUCUAUCAUGAUAAAUCACAUUCUAAGCAUUGUACAACGUGUUUGCCUAUUUAAUUGAAAGAUAGGCAGCCGUUGAAAAUGUUGAUUUUAAUAGAUCUACCUUCUCGAUUAAUUUUAUUACAGUAGCAAUCAUAGUACCUGAUCAGUAUUUACUUUACCUACACCAAGUUUUAUUUGCACUUCACACUUUUAUUAAUCAUCUUUAUCUACAUAGAAUUACAUAAAUGCCUACUUAAUGUAUGUAUGUACUUACACUUACCUAUUUUUAGCUAUACUUACUUUCACGUUUUUCUUCUGCUUAAAAAUAAUUUUUCAUCACUUUUCUCUUCCAUUCAAAUAAUGCAAAUAUCUUCAAAAAUUUUGUUCACUCCCAAGAGGAAAGAAUGUUUGAAUCCGGUCUGAUCAAAAUGUUUAAACAAGUCUGAUUAUUAAACAGGUCUGAUCGAUUGUGAUCAGAUCCACUCAGAUGGUAAUUUUCCUGACCUGAUCAAAAAAAAUGUUUCCCUCUAAGGGUCUGGAUAUUCCUUCAUAUUUUCUAUCAAAAAAAAAAAAAAUGUUAUAUUUAAAGGUUUGGCCUUUUUUUGAAAAAUGUUUACUUGUACAGAGUGAUUCAAUGAAAUUCUAGUCUCCUGAAUAAAACACUAUAGGCAAAUCAAUUCACAUCUAUACAAUGGGGAAAUACUUAGUUGAAUAUGGAAACUGCUUGGAAUUAAUUCAAACUGACCAGACCUGAUUGGAUCUAUUCGAGAAAUUAGGUCAACAUCAAGGGAGAAAGAUUGAAUCUGAUCACUUCAGAAAAUUGGCCCUACCAGAGUUGAGCAGUUUUCAGGUUAAUGAGUAAUUCCUCCUCUUGGCGCAGAACUCCAUACACAAUAAAAUAAGCUAUUUUUCAUUUUUUUUUUUUGAGUUUUGAAAUGGUAUGGGUCUCCUUAGUGAUGAAACUGAUUCAAAUAAGCAUGCUAAUAAUUUCAGACCGAUGAAUAAUACCUCCUCCUGGCGCAGAACUCCAUACCCAAUGAGAUGAAGAAUUUUUUAUAAUUUUUCAAUUUUGUAGGUACAGAGGUCGCCAUAGUGCCCAAAUUUACCCAGAAUUAAAGUUGAAAAAAUUGCACCUGGGUGUCGAUACCUCCUCCUGGCGCAGAACUCCAUAUUCAAUAAAAUGAACUAUGUUUCAUUUUUUUAUGUUUUGAACUUCUGAGGGUCUCCUUAGUGAUCAAAUUGAUGCAAAUAAGCAUGCUAAAAAUUUCAGAUCAAUGGAUAAUACCUCCUCCUGGCGCAGAACUCCAUAUGCAAUAAGAUGAAGAAUUUUUCAUAUUUUUUCAAUUUUGCAGAAACAGAGGACUCCACUGUGCCCAAAUUGACCCAAAUCAAAGUUCAAAAAAUUCUACUUCCAAGUUGAAUACCUCCUCCUGGCGCAGGACUCCAUACUUGACAAAAUGCAGAGCUGUGGGUCUAAAAUGAUCCUGAAACUAGAACCGCGGUUAAAUCUCGAUUCGAAUCCAAUCCUGAAACCUAUCCUAAAACCAAAAUCGUUAUUUUUCUUGAUCCCAAAACAGAAAAACUCCCAUCUGAUGUAAUUUUGAACCCAAGACAAUCCCAGAACUGAAACAAAUUCGUUACAGGUUUGGGAUUUCAUUUUUUUUAUUUUUUUUUUCAAUUUUGUAGAAAUUACUUGACAAAUUAAGCAAAAAUUUGCAUUUAAAAUUAAAAUAUUGAACUAAUCACACCAUCAGAUUCCCCAUGUCAAAAUCUCCCAUUUUUUAGACCCCUUGCAGGGUUCAUUGGUAAAUUUGGACUUAAAAUUGGUUGCAAUGAAAAUCCCAAAACCUGAACUAAGUCAUCCUGGAACUGAAACAAUUUUUUCAAUCCUGAAACCAAUCCCAAAACUGAUAUAAAAAUUUAGAAGAACAAAGCUAAAACAAAUCCAAUCCCAAAAUGAAUAAAUCUUACAUUAAUCCUGAUACCAAAACCCAAUCCCGAAAUUGUUAUGGACCCACAGCUCUGACAAAAUUGAAAUAAUGUUUUCUUGUGGGGGGAAGGGGGUUGAAAUUGUAAGGGUCUCUCCUUAAUGAUGAAACAGAUUCAAAUAAGCAUGCUAACAACAUCAGACUAAUGAAUAAUACCUCCUCCUGGCGCAGAACUCCAUGAAGAAUAAAAAUCAGCUAUUUUUCAUUUGUUUGAGUUUUGAAAUUGAAAGGGUCUCCUUAGUGAUGAAACUGACUCAAAUGAGUAUGCUAACAAUACCAGACCGAUGAAUGAUAUCUCCUCCUGGCGCAGAACUCCACAUGCAGCAGGAUGACAAAUUUUUUCACAUUCUUCUAAUUUUUGAUGUACAGAGGUCACCAUGGUGCCUAAAUUGACCCAAAUAAAAGUUCAAAAAAUUCAACUUCAGUAUGUGAUACCUCCUCCUGGCGCAGAACUCCAUAUUCAAUAAAAUGAACUAAUUUUUCAUUUUUUUGAGUUUUUAAAUUGUUUAGGUCUCCUUAGUGAUCAACUUGAUGCAAAUAAGCAUGCUAACAAUUUCAGACCAAUGACUAAUACCUCCUCCUGGCGCAGAACUCCAUAUGCAAUAAGAUGAAGAAUUUUUCAUAUUUUUUCAAUUUUGAGUAUACGAAGGUUUUCAUAGUGCCCGAAUUGACCCAAAUGUGAUAAAUAAAGUAUAGAGUUAAUACUUUUGUCGUAAGAUAACGAGAGAGUAUUAAGUCAAUAGUGAGUGAUCCUAGAUAGACACCCCAAGUACACUUCAAUUGGAAUUAACACACAGAGUCGUGUACUUGGUAUGUUCUCAAACACGAAUUAGAUUGAUAGGCGAAGCUGUCAAUGAAUUACUUACCCCGGCUUGGUGCGCGAAUGAGAUUAUCACACGAUUAUUUAUCAUAAAGAAAGGUUAAAGAAAACAUACGCGAAUUUUACUUUAAACUUGUAUUGUACACGAAAAUAAAGAGUUCACAAUAACGGAUUAUUAUAAACAAAUAAAAAGACUUAACACAAUUAAUAACUUAACAAAUUAAUAGUAUGAAAUACUAUAAAAAACCUUUAACCGAGGGCCUGAGCUCUCCUGUAUUUUAGGGUACUUUUAACUUGUCAAUUCGCGACUCGUGUCGUUUAAGAACUGCGACGAGUUUAGGUAGCUAAUUUGGCUAGCCAGCCAAAUUAGCACCUUGACCACGCCUAUUGUUACCAGAUUGGUAAAGGGUUGACAUACGAGUAUGCUUUAUUGACGAAUAUUGGUAGUGGCUUUAAGGCAUAUACUUCCUACUCUAACAAAUGAAAGGUCAAAAAUUCCUCAUCCGGUAUGUAUUGGCUCCUCCUGGCGCAGAACUCCACAUGCAAUAAAAUCGAGUAUUUUUCAUUUUUUUUUUUUGAGUUUUGAAAAAGUGAGGGUUUCAAUAGUGAUCAAAUUGACUUGAAUGAAUGCUCGAAAAAUUCCACUUGUAUGUUUUUGCUUCUCCUGGCGCAGAACUCCAUGUACAAUAAAAUAAGCCACUUUUCAGUUUUUUGAGCUUUGAAAAAGUGAGGGGGUCUCCAUAGUGAUCAAAUUGACUUAAAUAAGCAUGCAAAUAAUUUCAGACUGAUGAAUAAUACCUCCUCCUGGCGCAGAACUCCGUACACUGUAAGAUGAAGAAUUUAUUAUAUUUUUUGAAUUUUGAAAAAGUAAAUGUCUCCAUGGUGACCAAAUUGAUUCAAAUAAACAUUCCAAAAACUUUUAUCCUGUAUGUAGCUCCUCCUCCUGGCGCAGAACUCCAUGCACAAUAAAAAUGGGGUAUCUAUAAUUUUUUUGAGUUUUAAUUUUUCUUAUUUUUAGAUUUUGAAAUAGUAGAAGUCUCUAAUAAGUAUCCUUCCAUGUGAACGUGACCAGAUUUGAUCAGAUCAGAUUCGGAGAUUGUCUGGAUUCAAUUUGAUGUGACCAGACCUGCUCACAAUAAAAUGAUUGAAUCUGAUCAGUUCUGAUUAGACAUAGCCAGAUCAAUGUUUUUAUAGAGUACCUAUGGGAUUAUAAAAGUUUACACGUGAUCAGUGAUUCCAUGAGCGAGAACUCAUUGAAUAUAGCCAGAUCUUGAAAUAUCUGUUGGUUAGAUCCAAUGAGCUCCAAUCAGGUCUGCCUUAUUGGGUCUGAUCAGAUCUGAACCGAUCUGAUUAGAUCAAUAAGGCCUUGAAAAAAUUUCAAAUUUUUUAAUCAACGUUUGACCUCCCCCCUCCCACUCUCUUGGAUCGAGCUCAAUGUUUUGAAAAUUGAAAAAAAAUCUUUCUUGUUCAAUUUGACUCUGGGAAGAGGUUGUUUUCAGUGGUUUUAAAAUUAGUACUUCUACCUAUGCGUAGCAUUUUUUUUAUUUAUUUAAAAAAUUUACUUAAAGGACACUUAAUCCGUUCAAAAUUUCAAUACUUGAUACCAACAGACUAUGCUUUAAAAUUCUGAAAGCCAGGAAUUAUAAUUAUGAAAUAAGAAGUGACCACGGACCAAGUAUUUAUUAAAAAUUCCUCACGAAUAAAAAAUUAUAUUAACUAAGUAAGUAGUCAAAUGCUUAUUCAUUAGAAGCUCUUCAAAACUAUUUUCUUCCGAUGAAUAAAAUUUCAUUUGAAACACCAAUUUAUUGUGUAACUUAUUACGAAAAUAUCCAACAACGAUAAAGAAAUUGAUUUUCAAAUCUAUAUUGACUAAUCAUCGCUUUUACUAGUAUAGGUACCUAUCAUCACUUGAUUAUUUUUUUUGUACGAGUAAUUUGUUUACACAACGUCACAAGUGCUGUUUGCUGAUAAAAAUUUCUCUCAAUCUCAUUAGAGCCAUUGAGUUUUUUCAAAUGGGUACCUAAAAUUAAUUGAAACAACGCUAAGAAAAUAUUUUGACACUAAUAAAACUGUACUUACAUCUUCAUCAAAUAUACUUACUUGAUAUGUAGGUAUAUAAAUUGACAUCGAAUUUUUUUAACAGCUAUUAAUUAACCUAUCUGCAGCUUUACAUCCCUGCUGUACCUAUUUAGUUAAAUUUAUCCACCAUUUUUCAUCUAGAUACAAAUACUUGUAAAUUAUUUCAGAUAUUUUUUUCUUAAUUUAUUUGUAUACUUACUUAUAUCAAAUGCAACAAAUAAAUCGAGAUCUUUAUUAAAUAAUAAAAUUACUUACGUUUGUAAAUCUCAUAAGGAGAAUAUCAUUUUUUAAAAAAAUGAUACCAUGCGAGCUUAUAAACAAAACGAUAAUUUUAAAAAUUAUACCUACGUAUUUUAUUUUUUUUAAAUUUACCUACUUAUUUAUUUAUUUUAAAUGGGAUACAUACCUAUUCAAUAAUCUUUAUAAACAAAACAACGCAAUAAAAAAAAUAACAAUAUCAUUUUAAAAAAUAAAACAUUGUUACAACAUAAUGGAAUUUUGAGAAUCAUACUAAUGACAUGAUUUAUACAAGAGGUAUAUGUCUUCCUACCACUCUAAAAAUAAUAUUACUUGUAUAAGUUCUUUUGGGUAAAACAGAUAAUAUUUUUAAUAGGUAAUGUACGGGUACACAUGAGUUUUUUUUUCAAAAUUUUUAUAUUUUUAGCUUGAAUAAUCAUGAAAUUACGUAUUGUAGGUAAAUCACAUUUUUCAAUUUUCGUCAGUGGAUUAAAAAUCUUUCUGUGUAAAGCUGAUUGUUGUAAUAUUUUCAGCAUAGCGAGUAAUUUUUUUAUUGUAAUAGAUUCUGUCUUUUUGUUACAUAGUUAAUCAUAAUAUUUUCGUUGAUAUUUUUAUUUAAUAAAAUACGUUUAUUUUUA
This is a messenger RNA of Planococcus citri (citrus mealybug), 14198 nucleotides long. RefSeq lists its product as uncharacterized. Lineage: Eukaryota; Metazoa; Arthropoda; Insecta; Hemiptera; Pseudococcidae. Gene Ontology annotation, cellular component: apical junction complex; plasma membrane. The record is from RefSeq and is a predicted model, not a curated record. Bases 2805 to 8117 code for a protein of 1770 amino acids. Gene Ontology annotation, biological process: cell-cell junction organization. The transcript is spliced from 9 exons.